Uloborus diversus is the source of this 795-nucleotide messenger RNA. RefSeq names its product complexin-like. The transcript is spliced from 5 exons. Gene Ontology annotation, biological process: neurotransmitter transport; regulation of neurotransmitter secretion; synaptic vesicle exocytosis. Gene Ontology annotation, cellular component: terminal bouton; SNARE complex. Gene Ontology annotation, molecular function: syntaxin binding. NCBI's taxonomy places the organism in Eukaryota, Metazoa, Arthropoda, Arachnida, Araneae, Uloboridae. Bases 306 to 740 code for a protein of 144 amino acids. The record is from RefSeq and is a predicted model, not a curated record.
GUUUAAAUACACUGCGGCCCCUCCCCCACUGCCAUACAAAAGUGAGCAAGUUUGUUUUAAAAAAAAUCAAGAAAAAAAAUUUAAACACUUGUUUUUGUAUUUGCGCGCCUGCUUUGCAAAAGCAGUUACACAAAGCGGACAUCGUUGCGAUUACAAGAGGACCGUCCACACAUUGAAUAUCGCCUGCAAAAGAUCUAGAUUUUAACUUCUAGAUCGUGUGGCCCUUCCCUUUCCUGUGUUUCUUCAUUGGUCAUCGUCCACCUUUUUCACCCUUUCAUACUUUGUAAGAAGUCUGCGGAGAAGGGAUGGCAGCGUUUGUCGCUAAACAGAUGGUGGGCAGCAAGCUCAACGCUGUCAAAGGUGCCGUAGGCACUGAGGAAGAGGGAACCACGGAGGACAAGAAUGCGGAGGAUGAGGAGGAACAGGAACGAUUGGAGGCCCUUCGGGAGGCCGAGGAGCGGAGGAAGGAGAAACAUCGCAAGAUGGAGGAGGAAAGAGAAAAAAUGAGGCAGGAGAUUAGGGACAAGUAUGGAAUUAAAAAAAAGGAAGAAGUACAGCAAGAAGAUCCCUUUGCAGACAUGGAGGGGAGUAGCCUCAACCGGAAACGGAAGACACCGGCCGAAUUGGCCGCUGAGGCAGAAGCAGAAGAUCAAGAUGAAUUCACAAAGCUGAAGAACACGCUGGAAACACAAGUUAGCGAAUUGAAGUCCACUAUUGAAGGGAAAUGUCUCCUCCAAUGAAAGACGCCCUCUUAUUCGCAAAAACCCUCUUCCCUUGCAAAAUAAUUUAUUUCCA